AUGAGAAGUGAGUUGGAUCAGGGGGGCUGGAACCCAGUCAUUCGAAGGAGAAGCGUGGGCAAUCAUAGUGGUCAGUCAAGGGAAGUAGUUCUGAUCACAGUUUUCGUGGAUAACAUCCCUGAAUCAAUGGAUCCUCCAGGCUUGUUCUAUCUUUUUCGGAAGUUUGGUCUAGUUAAAGAUGUGUUCAUCCCGGGGAAGAGGAGGAAAGCAACAAAUUCCAGGUUUGGGUUCGUUAGAUACGACUGUGAGGUAGCUGCACGGGUGGCGAUUCAAAAGGCAGAUGGAUUGUGGUGUGGAAACAAGGCACUGAGGGUCAAGUGUGCUGAGUAUCAAAAACCACUGUCAGUGGGGCAGCAGAAGUCUAAGGGGCAGAGCAGAGAAGAUGAAGGUCGUAUAGUGAAUCGGUGGGUGCAAUCAAAGCAGUGGAAAGGAAAUGGAGUCUAG
Messenger RNA from Camellia sinensis, 444 nucleotides. Lineage: Eukaryota; Viridiplantae; Streptophyta; Magnoliopsida; Ericales; Theaceae. The record is from RefSeq and is a predicted model, not a curated record.